AUGUUGGUUGUAUCGGCAUCUGUCGUUUUCACUGUCGUUGUACUCAAUUUGCAUUUUCGAACACCUGAAAGUCACGUUAUGACACCACUUGUUCGACGGAUAUUAUUGGAAUGGCUUCCAUGGUUAUUAAUGAUGUCACGACCUGGUAUUAUAUAUACCUGUGGUGAAGCAUUAAUGAAAUCGGAAACAAGCAGCAGAACGAAAGAAGAUGAAUAUAAUCCGUUAGUUGAAGAAAUAUUAUCCGGAGGAAAUACUUCUGAUGCGCAAAUCUUAUUGCUUCAUCAGCUUUAUUUAAAAUUGAAACAAAUCAGUGAUCGAAUGAUAGAAGAAGAAGAAUCAGAACGUUUACGGAAUGAUUGGAAAUUUAGUGCAAUGGUUGUUGAUCGAGCAUGUCUUAUUUGUUUCUCAUUAUUUAUUACAGUAAUAACAUGUUCCAUUAUAUUUAGUGCUUCACAUUUAAUUGUAUGA
Molecule: messenger RNA, 468 nt
Organism: Cercopithifilaria johnstoni
Lineage: Eukaryota; Metazoa; Nematoda; Chromadorea; Rhabditida; Onchocercidae
Source: the annotation of a GenBank genome assembly